Peronospora belbahrii is the source of this 2100-nucleotide messenger RNA. NCBI's taxonomy places the organism in Eukaryota, Oomycota, Peronosporomycetes, Peronosporales, Peronosporaceae. The record is from the annotation of a GenBank genome assembly.
AUGUUGCCGCUUGCUGUCUCUCUCCGUUUAAUCAGUCGCUCCCCAGCACGAGUCACUCGCGAUGCUGCUCUAUCACUCCUAUCAUCUCGUUCUUCCUCGUUACGCGUGCUUGCAGCUGUUCCUGGCCAUUCGUCCAUGGCAUUCUUCUCAUCCUCGUCACUGGACAUUGGCGCUAGUGUCAUGGAGAUAGAAGACAAUGGUGAGAACGCGAUACUAGAACCCGUACCGCUGGAAAAAGGUUUUGUAGAUCAAAAGCCCAUUGAAGGCUUCAAUUUGUCACAAGAGACACAGCGUAAUUUACAUAAGGCUGGUGUGACACACUUGUUUCCAGUCCAAACGCAAUCAUUUGACGUGAUGAUGAAGGGUUCGGACAUUAUGGGCCGCUCAAAGACUGGUUCAGGCAAGACACUGGCCUUUACACUGCCUAUAAUUGAGACAAUUAUGGCUAAUCGGAAGAAUACUCGCAACCCACAAGCGCUUGUGUUGUUGCCCACGCGCGAAUUGGCGCAGCAAGUUCAUGAUGCAAUACAACGCGUAGCUCCACAGCUACGUACAGUAAACGUGGUGGGUGGUGUGUCGUAUACAGUACAGGAAAACCACUUGCGUCGUGGCGUUGAUAUUCUUGUGGGUACACCUGGGCGUAUCAUGGAUCUGGUAGACAAGGGUUCUUUGUCGUUGGAAGACGUCGACGUGUCAAUUUUGGAUGAGGCGGACAUGAUGCUCAAAUUUGGUUUUCAAGAAGCUGUAGAGACAAUUUUGGGCUGGGUGCCUGACGGUGGUCAAACGGUCAUGUGGUCUGCUACCUUCCCAAAGUGGGUGAGCUCAAUGGCUAACAAGUUCCUGAAGGAACCCGUAUCCAUUGAUCUCGUUGGUGACAAUGACAACCACGUGCCGACCACUGUGACACACAAAGCAAUUAAUGCGCCGAUGCGCGACCGUAUUCAGGUGCUGGAGAAUGUGCUGCGUCUGCAUGCACAUGAUGGACAGACUCUGGUGUUCACAGAGACAAAGCAGGAAGCUGACGAGAUUGCGAACUCUUUGCCUGGUCAGGACGCUCGUGCGCUGCAUGGUGAUCUCUCACAGGGCAUGCGUACGUCCACAAUGAACGGUUUUCGUAAUGGUCACGUCAAAACGCUCGUAUGCACAGACAUUGCUGCACGUGGUCUGGACAUUGCCAACGUUGAUCUUGUGGUACAGUACCGACUUCCGAGCGAUAAAGAGAGCUUUGUGCACCGUGCUGGACGUACUGGUCGCGCUGGACGAUCGGGUACAAACAUCGUGUUUUUUGAUCGUCGAGACGCUAGCGACGUGCUGGACUUUGAACGCCGAUACAAAUUUAAGUUUACACACGCAGGUUCGCCUCGUCCGGAGCAGAUGAUGGAAGGUGCAUUGAAGGAUGUAAAGAAUCAGUUGGCAUCACUUCCCAAGGCGAACGCUUUGUUGUUUAAUGAAGCGGCCCAAGCAAUGAUUGACGAGGAAGGACCGGGUGUAUUGAGCACUGCACUUGCUCUGUUGUGUGGCUUUGACGCAAAAAAGCUGACAUCGCUCUCGAUGCUGACGGGUCGUUUCCGCAUGCAGACUGUGCAGGUGGAAGGUGUGCAAAGCUCACGUGAGCUCAACAAGUUAUUGUCGUCUUUUACGACUGAACGUGUGGAUAUCUACCCAGUUGAUGGUGGUAUGCUUGUGUUUGAUAUCCCUCAUGGUCAAUUGGAAAAGUUACAAGAGCAUUUAACCGCUGCGUCAUCUGGUGAAGAAAUAAAGGUGACACCUGCUGUGGAAUUUCCACGUAUGGUGAUUGACCGUGCAAGCUUGAAUUCCAAUGGCAAUGGUCAUUUCAGUUCACGUGGGUUUUCUAACAAUCAGAGUUUUGGAGGUAAUAAGCGUGAAGGAAGUAACAACCGGUUUGGUAGCAGUCGACGUGAUGGUGGUUUUAAUCGUUUUGGAGGCAACAAACGUGAAGGUGGUUACAAUGGAAAGCGUACUGAUCAUGAUGGAGAUUUUCACCGUAACAGAAGCGGUCGUAAGUAUGAUUCGUCGUUUUCAAAAGGACGGAGCUCAUCGAGCCGUACUAAUUUUGGGCGCUUUACCGAUGAUUGGUAA